Molecule: messenger RNA, 484 nt
Organism: Vombatus ursinus (common wombat)
Lineage: Eukaryota; Metazoa; Chordata; Mammalia; Diprotodontia; Vombatidae
Product: marginal zone B- and B1-cell-specific protein-like
Exons: 2
Coding region: 57-362 (101 amino acids)
Biological process (GO): regulation of B cell proliferation
Cellular component (GO): extracellular region; endoplasmic reticulum chaperone complex
Source: RefSeq, a predicted model, not a curated record
UACCAAAAGUGCCACACCCCAGUCCAUACAGAGCCCUGCCCCACCACUGAGAAGCAAUGAGGUUUCUGCUGUUGCUGCUGCCGUUGACUGGCUGGGGCCCCCUAGGGAGCCUUGGAGAGGGAAUCCCCCAAGAAACCAUCACAGCCACAUCCCCUCAUUUUGAUGAAGAAGAAAAAUAUUCGACCCACAUGCCCCAACAUCUGCGCUGUGAUGCCUGCCAGAUCAUUUCUUACCAGAUGUGGAAGCAUCUGACUGAAAUGGAGACCAAGCGGCUGAGCCAUAAGGCCAAGGGGGAUUCUCUGAGUGAGUCUGAAUACACCGAUGUCCUGGAGAAAAGCUGUUCUCAGAGUUGGAAGAAGUGAGCUGCCUUUCAUCCAUCUCAAGCCACGCAUUCCCUAUGUCUCUCAGAGUCCUCGGACCUCUCCAGGAGCAAGGGGGAAGAAAGAGAAGAAAUGACCACCAGGGGAUUGGGUUGAGAUGCUAG